Microthlaspi erraticum is the source of this 552-nucleotide messenger RNA. The record is from the annotation of a GenBank genome assembly. NCBI's taxonomy places the organism in Eukaryota, Viridiplantae, Streptophyta, Magnoliopsida, Brassicales, Brassicaceae.
AUGUUUGGCCAAAGCCAUGAAUCCCAUAAACAUGUCAGGCACUUGACAUUGCAGAUGUUGGGUACACAAGGUUUGAGACUGAGGUUGAUACAAGAUAUCGAUCUCUUGGCGCGCCAACAGAUUGCGAUAGGAGCUAAGAAUGGCUGUCUUGACAUCAAGGAGGCAGGAAGCAAGUUAUGGGAGAAAUGGAACCCGAGGCCGCAAAAGAACUCGAACUCUGUUGGGGAGGCUUCCCUGGAGGCUGGUUCCGAUUCUUCUCUUGUUCACUUCAAUGGAGAAAAGUACGAAGACCCCUUCAAAUUCAAUCCGUGGAGAUGGAAGGGAAAAGACUUGAAUGCAACCAUAUCCAAGACUUUCAUGCCUUUUGGCAUUGGUACUAGACUAUGUGCUGGGUCUGAAUUUGCAAAGAUGCAGAUUACGUUCUUCAUCCAUCACUUGUCGUCAAGAUACAGAUGGUCAAUGGACGAUGACGUCAAAGUACUUCGACAGUACGUACUAUUGUUCCCGAAAGGUAGUAAUGUUCGGAUCACAGGACGUUACGAACCUGAAUAG